AUGUCCAGCCGAAUACUUCCAGUUCACUUACUUGAUGAAGAAAAUCCAGUUGAAGAGGUAGUUCAAAUUGUUGUACCUGACGAAGGAACAGUAGAGUGGAUUCAGUACUGGCAUGAAUUUGAAGGUCAUCUUCCCACCCCCAUAGACGUAUCCAUUACAGGAUCUAUGCUCUACAGAUGUCCUGAACUAAAGUGGUACAAUUUUGAUGUGUACCCCCACAAAGUGAAGCUUACUAAUACUGGAUACACUUUGGUAAUAUCACCUAAAUGGAAGACUGAACGUCCAUAUUUGGAAGGUGGGCCAUUUCUGGAGAAACAUGUGCUGUCACAAAUACAUUUCCAUUGGGGUGCUGACAUGAUGGAGGGCAGCGACCACACAGUCGACCAGAGGAGGUACCCUGGUGAGAUGCAAGUAACCUUCUUUCGUUCAGAAUACUUGACCCAAGAGGAAGCUCUACGUCAUCCGGAUGGCGUGACCAUGAUUUGCUACUUGAUAAAGUACGAUGUCAACCCUGAUGCGAGAUUGAGCUGGGUAAUCGAAGGAUUCCAAAGAAUACAAGAGGCGCAAAAGUUCACCCGCAUAGGCCCACUUCCGAUGUCGCGGCUCCUGCCGAUGUUCUAUGAAGAUUAUUUCCUAUACUGGGGUAGUCUGGAAACAGUCAAAGGGGACUCGUACGUGAUCAAAUGGCUGGUACCGAGGGCAACUUUAUUUGCUUCAUUUGAGCAGAUGAGUGAGUUCCGGAAACUGUGGGAUCCUUGGGAUGAACCAAACUUGAGAAACUAUAGACCAUUACAGGAACGACAGAACCGACAUAUAUUCUUUAUAAACGCCCACUGGAAUCAAUACAAUUCAUUGUUACCUAUACCAAGAGUUCCAGAGCCGUCUAUAUCGAUAUUGUCCCCUGCUUAUCGAAAGAAUUCUUGGAUGCUACCAAUACAGAAUCGCAAUAAUGACAAUGUGGAUUCUGAAAAUGCAAAAGUUAGUGCUACUCACUUUGUACCCACAAAAAUUUGA
Molecule: messenger RNA, 1014 nt
Organism: Spodoptera littoralis (African cotton leafworm)
Lineage: Eukaryota; Metazoa; Arthropoda; Insecta; Lepidoptera; Noctuidae
Source: the annotation of a GenBank genome assembly